Geodia barretti is the source of this 4173-nucleotide messenger RNA. The record is from the annotation of a GenBank genome assembly. Lineage: Eukaryota; Metazoa; Porifera; Demospongiae; Tetractinellida; Geodiidae.
GGUGCGUUUAAAUUUUAUUAGCCUGCGGGGCGCGCGGCUGCGAGACCUCUGUUCUUGCUUCUUCUUGCACUGCUGUGCUGCUCGAUAUGUGGACGAUGCGCCCUUGAAUAGUGGAUAACAAUCCGAAGGAAGUAAGAAAUGUCUUCAAAGACCGCCGACAAACCGAAAAAAGGGAAUGGUGUCUCGGCGAGUCCACUGGACGUCAGUGGCUCCAGCUCCGUACCCGGCUCUACGGCAGCUGCCUCAUUUACCAACGGCAACGGCCAUGGGGCCAGCAGUGGCAUCAACAUCAGCGUGUGUGCGGACUCAGAUGGGGAUAGUUCAAUUGCGGCCGAGGACUCAUUGUGUGCCACUCCAACUCGGGCCAAGGUCAAGGUUCCCCUUCCCAGUUCAACACCCCCCAGCGACCGAGGACGUCAAAAAGUGAGAAGAAGCGAGGAUCAAACGCCAGUUUCUCACAAGAUCACUCUCGAGUGGUGGAUCUAGAGAGAGAGAUGAGGAAGUUACUUUCGGAAAGGAAUGAGUUGAGCAAGCAGCUCUACUCCAGCAAACAGGACAACACAAAGCUGGAGAACAAAGUGCAGGUUGCCGUGAGGGACAAAUCGGCCCUCCUCUCCCAGAUGGCAAGCAUCUCCAAACACAACAGAGAUCUCUCCAGAGGAAAAGACAUCCUCCUCGCCAAGGCAAAAGCAUUCUCGUCGGUGGAUGUGAAGAAGGCGAGGUCUCUGGAGCAGAGUCUGAAGCAGGCCAACAGAGAGAAGAGGGCCAAGCAGAGAGAGCUGGACCGACUGGAGAUACAGAUGAACAUGACCAGCAAACAGAUGCAGGAGCGACUGCUGGCGUCUCUGGACGAGAGAGAGGAGAUGGAGAACAGGAUUGAGGACCUCGAGUGCGAAGUGCAACAUAUGGCCGAGUGCCAAGCUGCCAGCGAAGAAACAAACAACGAACUGAAAGCGUCACUUGCAGCUCAAGAAGAGGUUUGUCAGUCUUUGCUAGAGAAACAGAAUCAACUGGAAAUGACAAUCCAAGAGAAGGAGAAGGAUUGGAGUGAGGAGAGAGACAGACUGACCACUGAAACAGCCGAACUAAAAUCAAACUUACAAUCGGCAGAAGUCAAAAUAGAUGAGCUGGACAAGGUUGUCAUAUCAAUGGAGGAGCAGCUGUCUCAGACCUCUCAGGAGGCAAGCAGUCUCACUACUCAACUACAAUCUGUGAAGACUGAACUGGAGACCGAGAGAGAGGAGAAGGGUGAGGUCGAAGGUCAACUGAGACAGUGCCAGGUCCUACUACAACAGGAGGAGAAGAAGACGAGCACUCUAGAGGGAAACAUUGCCGACUUGUCUCGAUUGAACUCUGACCUCCAGACACAGCUGAAAUGUAGCCAGUCGGAGUUGGAGGGAGAGAGAGGAGAGAGGGAGAGGGUCCAGACAGAGCUGACCCAGUCCAAGGCCAAGCUGCUGGAGACACAGGAGAUAGUGGCCACUCUAGAGGAAAGAGUGGCCCAGUCAGAUCAGUUGAACUCUGACCUUCAGACACAGCUGACGUGUGAGAGGGAGAGGUUGGAGGAAGAGAGGAAGGAGAGAGAGAAGGCUGAGGAGAAGCUAGCGGUCGCCACAACCCAGCUCAGGGACCAGGAGACUCAGAGACAACAUGAGCAGCAGGAACAUGCUGGGGCUCUGGAGGCAGCUCACAGCAAGUGCUCCACCCUCCUAACUGGGCUAGAGAAGGCAGUGAGUGAAGGGAGAGAGACACAGGCUCUGCUUCGGAGCCAGAUGAGCACCUUGGAGGCUGAAAGACAAAAGGCUGUACAGACGGCAGAGGAAGCAAGGGAGAUGGAAGUGGCCGCUCGUGUCCAACUCACUGAGCUGGAGAAGAGACACACGGAGCAGGAGGCGGUCAAGUCAACUGCCCUCCAGCAGCUAGAGCAAGCAAAGGAAGAGCUAAUCUCACUUCAGGACCAAGUCGAUGGCCCACUCUCCAGAGAAGUGGUUGCAGCUGUCCAGGGGGAGAUGAAGAAGGAGUUGGAAGAGGUCAAAACAAAGCUCUCUCAACAGAAACAACACUCAACAAGAGUGGAGAAUGAGAUGGGAGAAAGAGUUGGUGAAUUAGAAGAAGAGUUAGAGAGGAUGAGGAGUGAGAGAGAGCAGCUGGAGGUGGCUUACUUGGACCUCCAGGAGAAGUGUCGUCCUUUCCAGGACCAGAUUGAAGGGCUGGCUGAUGUCAAUGCCUUACUGAAGAGCCAAGCUGCCUUGGCCAGAAAAGAGGCUCAAGAGGUGUCUGACCAGUUUGCGUCUAUCGUGGGCCACCAGAACACACGGCAGAAGAUCAGAUACGUGAAGAAAAUCAGGGACGAGAACGCAGCGCUGAAAAUGGAGAUAGGCGAGUUACGGAUGGAGCUAUCAAAGCAAAAGAAACAAAUCAGGAAGAUGAAUGAAACCAAGGCGACAUCGGCUCCACCGGCCCGCCCCCUUUCUUCCAAGAACUAGAUACAUACACACCAAAAUUAAUGUUCUCUCUUUCACCUCCUCCUCCGCCAAUGCAUCACUGGACAACUCUUUCACUUUCAACACAAUGAUCGUUGUUACGUUUAUUUCUCGUACUUAUAGUGUAUGUGUGUGUUUGUGUGUGAAUGUUGCUAUGACUGACCAUUUUCGAAAUAUGUUCCUAAUUAUCCGUUUCAACCAGAAAUAUUGAACAAAAAUUCCUCACCACAAAACCGAACUGCGCGUUUUCCGCGCGAAAACGCGUCGGCCGGGAUCGCGACGGUGGAGAACGACGGUUUGGCACUGGAAAGAGAUCGAGAGCCGUUGUCGGUUGUUAUGGAGCUCCCAAGCUAUGCUGACAGCGUCAGGCCGACCAGUCUCCCGGGAUUCACCAACCCGCGCUGCUCAGUGGAGGGCGAGGAGGAGGAGGAAGAGGAGAGGAGGGAGGGGGAAGAGGGGUUAGAUGCGGAUGACCUCCCACCACCUUACUCUCCUGGUGGCUUUGGACAACGAGACGUGUUUGUGGCUCCACCGGAGUACUUUGCCAUAUUUGGUCAGAUACGAGAGGCCAGGGAGGAGUCCUCCAACCACUUUGUGUUUCUACGGAAACUCUGUCAAAUCCUCCUCAACACAAGUGUGGAAUUGCGUGAAGGUGUCCUCAUUAGGGGUGUCCUGGGAGAAAGGCUCCACCAUACACCGAAUCUUCUCUAAACACUGGUGGUUUUAAUGAUCUCUCUCUCUCUUUCUGUCUCUCUCUUGCAGUUGGCUGCACAGUGUUGCUACUCGUCUUCAUGUCCAUACCAAUCGCUGUUCUUGCUCUAGGUAUCUAUUUCAUUGAUAGAUGUCCGGCCGAACCAAACAUUCCUGUCUUCCUGGUAGUGGGCGGAGUUUCGGGAGCCCUCAAGAACAUCGCCCUUGUCUUUGAGAACAUAGUGAAACGGACAUCGCAUCGUUUUUCUGUCGAAUCGGCCCGCAGACUCCGCUACGCAAAGUUCACCUGGAGAGCCGUAAAUCUUAUCUUUGACUUGUUUCUGAUGGCGUGGAUAAUCGCCGGUAGCUACUGGAUCUAUCACAUCUACCGCGAGGUGGACCCCGAUUUCGACGAAUGUCACGAAACGCUGUACAAGUUUGCGUUUGGUGUCAUCACGUCGAGUUACAUCCUCUUUGCAAUGAUGUGCUGCUGCAUGUGUGUGUGUGGCGUCUGUCUUCUCCCACGUCACUCCGAGGAGGAGGAGGAGGAGGGUGGGGAGGGGGAAGAGGGGAGCAGGAGGGGGUCGCACUCACCCACUCCUCAUUCUGAUCUAGAGAACUCUCCCCAACCGGGAGAAACUGCUACUGAUGGAGGAAACGUUUCGUCUGAAAACGGGGAAACGGUUGGACUUCACUCCGAGGAAGAAUAUGGAGAGAGAGGAAGAGGAGAAAGGGAAGAACAAGGAGGGACAGUUGGUGGAGAGAGAGAAGGAAGAGAGAGAGGAGUGGAUAUGGAGCCAAUUAUUGGCGGGAGAAGACAGUUGCCUCAGCAAAACCUCACUCUAGACAACCUGGAGCCUCUGAACGUUGGAGAGUACGAACAGACUCCUGUACUGAGCCCCAGAGCCAGGCAAUUAGUGACUAACGAACAGGGGCAUCCCCUCUCGCCUAAAACAACUUCAGUCUGAAUCUUUUUAUCACAAUCAUUUUUUACACUGAG